CCUUUCCAGCUUGGGCCCGGCAGAUUGGCUGCGGCAAAGAAGGGUGGCGAGAAGAGGAAGGGCCGUUUCGCUGUGAACGAGGUGGUGACGGAAGAAUACGCCACCAACAUUCACAAGCACAUCCAUGGAGUGGCCUUCAAGAGGCGCGCUCCUGGGGCACUCAGCGAAAUUCGCAAGUUUGCCAUGAAGGAGAUGGGGACUCCAGAUGUGCGCCUGGAUACCAGGCUCAGUAAAGCUGUCUGGGCCAAAGGAAUAAGGUCUGUUCCAUAUCGCAUCCGAGAACGUUUGUUCAGAAAACGUGAUGAAGAUGAGGAUUCACCAAACGCGCUCUACACUUUGGUGACUUACGUGCCCGUUACCACAUUCAAAGAUCUCCAGUCGGUCAAUUCGGAUGAGAACUAA
Molecule: messenger RNA, 402 nt
Organism: Meriones unguiculatus (Mongolian gerbil)
Lineage: Eukaryota; Metazoa; Chordata; Mammalia; Rodentia; Muridae
Product: large ribosomal subunit protein eL31-like
Exons: 1
Biological process (GO): cytoplasmic translation
Cellular component (GO): ribosome; cytosolic large ribosomal subunit
Molecular function (GO): structural constituent of ribosome
Source: RefSeq, a predicted model, not a curated record